UUUGUAAUCUUCUAUUAUCUAUGACUCUAACCUAUAAGCCUACAACAACAAAUGAGAAUUUUAAUUCAAGUAUAAAUAAUAGAAAUAAUUUGUAAAAAUUGAAAUGGAUAUACAAGCGAAUAUUCGGAAUUUCAAAGACUUCCUUCAACUGUACAAUCAAAUGACUGAAACCUGCUUCAGUAAAUGUAUCGACAAUAUAAACUCAAGAAAAUUAGAUCCCAAUGAAAUACUGUGUAUAGAAGACUGUUCUUCAAAAUUUAUUAAAUUCAAUCAUAGGUUGAUGGGUACUUUCGUAGAAGUUCAAAAUGUAAUUGUAAACCAAAGAAUCAAAGAUGUUGAGGAACAACAAGCCAAAUUAGCAAAGGUUAAUGCAGAUAUCGCCAACUCAAAUAAUAUUCAAGGAUUAUCUGUGAAUACCUAGUAUUGUUAAUGUAACUAGUACUAUAAGUAGUUAGCUAUGAAUGAAGAAAUUAUGUCCAUAUAA
Molecule: messenger RNA, 484 nt
Organism: Harmonia axyridis
Lineage: Eukaryota; Metazoa; Arthropoda; Insecta; Coleoptera; Coccinellidae
Product: mitochondrial import inner membrane translocase subunit Tim10 B
Exons: 2
Coding region: 104-421 (105 amino acids)
Cellular component (GO): mitochondrial intermembrane space chaperone complex
Source: RefSeq, a predicted model, not a curated record